Penicillium verhagenii is the source of this 465-nucleotide messenger RNA. RefSeq lists its product as uncharacterized. The record is from RefSeq and is a predicted model, not a curated record. Lineage: Eukaryota; Fungi; Ascomycota; Eurotiomycetes; Eurotiales; Aspergillaceae. The coding region runs from base 1 to 465 and encodes 154 amino acids. The transcript has a single exon.
AUGCAAGCUACAAGAGUCAUCACACGCAACCUCUCUCCAAGCCUCCAUCGAGGGCGAAAACAACUCCGAGUCGUAAACGCGACCCCCAUCCCUCUCCCUUCAUCAUACGCAACACAAAACCCGUCCACUGACUCCGAUCAACUUGCCUACCGACUGUGCGAAUUAUCUCUACAAAAGAUCCAAAAGGAAGCUCGUGCUUCCGAGCCUGAUAUUCGCCAUGUACUAGCCUGUACCUCUAUGCAAAGGCUGGCACAACAGGAUCUGCUAUAUCGUCUUGACACGCUACAGACAGCAAUGGAUAUCCCCGUGCUGCCUUUACUACCGGGUGCGGAUGAGUCUUUAACGGGCGACGACGACGAGAUGGACAUGAGAUCACUAGAGAUUGCUGUGUCAGAGUUAGAGACUGCUAGCAGACGAGGCGAGCUGGCUCGUUACAUCUGCUUUCAGCAAAUCAAGGAAAUGUGA